AUGCCAAGAGUCUUUCCACUUCCAAAGCCAAAGGUCAAAACCAGAUGGGAGAUGUUUGCAGAGCUCAAGGGCAUCAAGAAGCACAAGAGAUCCAGAAAGGUCUAUGACCCCUCAGUGGAUGACUGGGUCCCUCGUUGGGGUUACAAGUCCAUAAAGAAGAACAAAGUCAAUAGACCUCCCAUUAUAGAAGUCAAGGAUGGCGAGGAGGGAGACCUAUUUGAAAAGAGAUCAACCAAACAGUCCAUAAUGAAGGCAAGGCAGAAAAUGAGAGAGCUCCGUAACAAAAUGGAGGCACAGAAUCCCGAUGAUAGGAAAUCGCAAUUGUUUAGAAAUCUCCAAAGGGUAAAAGAGUCCACAAAGGGCUGUGGCAAGUUCGGCAAGGGUGCCAAGAAUAAAGUCAAAAUCGCAAUUAAGAGGAAGCCAAAGACAGAGUCUUUGGAGUCAGAGAAGAAAUCAUACCUCUCAAGCAUAAAAAAGUUACAACUUUAA
Theileria equi strain WA is the source of this 489-nucleotide messenger RNA. RefSeq names its product ribosome biogenesis regulatory protein, putative. Gene Ontology annotation, biological process: ribosomal large subunit biogenesis; ribosome biogenesis; ribosomal large subunit export from nucleus. Gene Ontology annotation, molecular function: protein binding. Gene Ontology annotation, cellular component: preribosome, large subunit precursor; nucleolus; nucleus. The record is from RefSeq and is a predicted model, not a curated record. The transcript has 4 exons. Bases 1 to 489 code for a protein of 162 amino acids. Lineage: Eukaryota; Apicomplexa; Aconoidasida; Piroplasmida; Theileriidae.